AACCGGUGCCGGUUCCUCAUCGGCGGGAUUGGCUGCGGUUCCGUGACGCGGCCCCGUUUUACCGAGGGGGGGUGUGUGUGUGUGUGUGUGGGGGGGGUGGAACCGCUGCGGCGCCGCCGCAGAAGCCGCCGGGAUGAGCGCGGCCGAGGGCUGGCCCCGGUACCGGUGGGGCGGUGGAGGCGAGGCGGUGCUCCGUGCCCGUGCCGAGGCUGCCGGGUACCGGAGGCUGCUGCGCGCCCGGGCUGCCGAGGUGGAAGCGUUGCGCGGGGCCGUGGGCGCGUUGCACCGGCAGCUGGAGGGGCUGCGGGACCGGCGCAGCGGGGAGCUCGCCAAGUACCAGGAGCGGGUGGCGGAGCUGGAGCGGGAGAUCGGGGAGGCGGAGGCGGAGAUGGCCCGGUGCCUGCGGGAGUACCCGGCGCUGCUGCGGCUGCGGAUGGCGCUGGAGGCGGAGAUCGCCGCGUACCGGGAGAUGCUGGAGGGCGAAGAGCUGCGCCUGGGCUGCCUGGCCCCGCCGUGACGGGACCCCCGGCCCCGCUGCGGGACCCCGCGCCCGGGCCCCCGGGCCCCCCGACUUCUGCGCCUCGGGGUCCCCUGAGCCCCCGCUCGCCCGCGCCCCGGGACCUCUGCCCCUGGAUGCCCAGGCCGUGGGACCCCCGGACCCUCUGGACCCCUCUGGACUCCUGGAGCCCCGGUCCUUCUUGUCCCCCUGUGCCAUGCCCCCCCUUCCCCCCCUCCCCCGGACUCCUGGGACCCCCGGCUACCCGGGCUCCCCAGACCCCCGCCCCGGGAGGCCCCGGCCCCCCAGGAGGGCAGCGCCCACGGGGCUGCACACUCUCACCAGCCUCUCUGGAGCAGCAGCGGGGUUGGGGUCCCGGCCCCGGCCCGUGCAGAAGCACCUCAAUAAAGCCCCGUGGCAUUA
This is a messenger RNA of Harpia harpyja (harpy eagle), 919 nucleotides long. RefSeq names its product alpha-internexin-like. Gene Ontology annotation, cellular component: postsynaptic intermediate filament cytoskeleton; intermediate filament; axon. The record is from RefSeq and is a predicted model, not a curated record. Gene Ontology annotation, biological process: neurofilament bundle assembly. The coding region runs from base 134 to 517 and encodes 127 amino acids. Gene Ontology annotation, molecular function: structural constituent of postsynaptic intermediate filament cytoskeleton. The transcript has 3 exons. Lineage: Eukaryota; Metazoa; Chordata; Aves; Accipitriformes; Accipitridae.